AUGCUGCCAUCAAGGGCCGAUCCUCAACCGCUAGCUACAUCAGGUACUCUUCCUGCUUUGGUCACUGGAGAUGGUCGACGAAGCAGGGCUCUUCCAAGCAGCGCGACAUGGACUUCUUCUGUCGGGGACUUGGCCCUGGUGUCAGACACAGACGAGAUUCAGGACCGUCGAAUAUUUGUGCAGGACUACAAUCGGUUGGCCAAGAAACAUGGAAUUCGAGUAUUGGCGGUGGAUGGCUUCGAGGGAGGACGACAUACACUGCCAGCCAUUAUGACUGAGAAACGGAGGUGGUGGUCUCGAGUACUCCGCUCAACAUCAUCAGGGCAACCGCCUACCUCGCGAGGGGCACCCCACGGGGUCCGUCACAAGCGAAGCGUCAGCGACAUUGCCCUACAAUUGGUUCACUCUCGCAAACCUGAACCCAAGAUACUCGAUCUACAGGCCAUGGUUCGACUGAGUGGGAAGAGCCUUUUUCAUCUCCCUGCCGACUAUGCUAUUGGCUCGCUUGUCGUGCCGACUUGCUUCAGGGCAACUGCCCAAUACCUAGCUCAAUAUGGACCUGUUACACGCGGUGUAUUCCGCAUUCCCGGUUCACUGCGCGUUGUCAAUGCAAUAUUCGACUAUUACUGCUACGAAAAGCCUGGGGAAGAAGUCACAAGUACCAUACGUUGCCCUACUUUGCCAUCACAUAUCAAUGCCGGUGCACAAGACGUAGCUUCGGCUUUCAAAAAACUGCUAUCCGUACUCCCGGGUGGCAUCCUUGGCUCUCUCACCCUUUUCGACGCAUUGGUCGCGAUUCACAGUCAGCUUCGUGGGGAGCCAGAACUCAGCAGAACAAAAGAAUCAAAGCUUCGUGCUAGACUCAUUGCCAUGGCUAUUGGGACCAUCAAGUCUCACUUUCGUCGAGAGCUUAUUUGCGCUGUAUUUGGUCUUCUUUCCCUUAUUGGACGUGCUGCUGAGACAGCAGCUCGUGAAGAUGAGCAGGGCCGGCCACUUCCAACGUCAGAUUUGAUGGGAUACGCAGCUUUGGGGAUCGUAUUCGGUCCCCUCCUGGUCGGCGAUUUGCUCGACUCCUAUACAAUGAAGCUCGCAAACCCUUCUUCGGGCUUGCUGCUUUUCCCUCUCACCCCGCCGCGUUUGAAAAGGGAACGACAGCGAAAGAGCACUAUCCAAGACAAUACAGACUCCAUGUCUGUUGACAAAAUUCGCGUGGCAAACGACAUCACCGAGAUGCUCAUCUCAAAUUGGAGAGAAGUGGUGCGCAAUAUGAAAGGCUUAUCGAGUUUCCGGGGGCCAAAUGAAGAUCUGGAAAGCACGAGUCGUCGGAGAUUUCUUCGUUCAUCAAACUCCGACUCUCUGGCCGUCGGAUUGCCUAGAGGCUGGAGGAGCAAGCACUCUUCGCCACAAUCUUCCAUCAACCAGCAUAGGUCGAAAUCGCCCGUUACUCCAACACCAGCGCCUAAGGCUUUGGGUCUGACAUCGUCAAAGACUACAGGGAAUCUAGAUGAUUCGCUUCAUGUUGGAAGACUACGGCCGAAGUCUCUCCAGGUGCAAUCGGCUAACAGAAUACCUUUGCGCCAGUCCCUCAAUCCACUCUCUCCCACGGCGGAAGAAAGUCUAGCAGAUGAUCGAGACCUCAAGGAAAGAAAAGUAGGAUCGGACACAAAAGCUGUUUCACCACAUCCGCAAAAGCUGGUAAGAGAUCGAUCAAAUGACUCUGAGAACAGCAUAAAGCGAAGCGCCAUUAAAUCCCAUGCAGCUACUGCAGAGGGUCUGGCUGGUGACGUGGGUGAAUGUUCGAAGAAUCGGAGCUCGCUUGACGUAGCCCAGAAAUUGGCGGGACAUCGCGGGCAGCGUUCAAUAGGGAGUCCCCGUGUAUCGGAAGACGUCCCAGUCGAAAGAGACUCGGCGAAGGCAUCUCCAAAUCGACUGCCAUAUGCAAUUUCCGAGAAGGGCAUCUGGCCUGUACAAAGAAAUGUACCCAAUCCAGGGAACAAAUUCAUAAGGCAGUCGACGGACUGUAGGCCAAAGACAAGCGGGAUGGUCUCUUCGGCACUUCGUCGAUUCGUUGGAAGUGAUUCCAGUCGAACGUCAAGUUCCGGAAGCCCAACAGCUAGAACCUCAAAGACAAGACAUGCAUCGCCGGAUGCUGUAAGCCCAUGUACGCCCACUCCGCCCAACACAGACUCCAACACAACAACGACGUCAGAAUCUGUGUCGUAUCUGAAGUCUAAAGGCCGUGAUAUGGGCAGAGGCGCGAAUCGUAUCGAGAAAAACCUUGACAAGUCAAUCUCGGCCAAAGCGAACUUCAGAGAAAAUAGCUUCGACGGUAACCGGCUAGGUGGCAAGAAACCAGGUGGAGAUGUCCCGAGAUCGAACUCGCCUUCUCGGACUCCGCGUCAGAGCACAGAAUCAAAUGCUAGAUGCGAAAGCAAUGGCUCCAUUCAGGUCACUCCAAAGGAGUUCGCGAGCAAAAGUGCUUCACAGAUUCAGCCUCGACUCCCCGUCGCGAUCUCGCCAGAGGCGUUCUAG
This is a messenger RNA of Colletotrichum scovillei, 2532 nucleotides long. RefSeq names its product RhoGAP domain-containing protein. Gene Ontology annotation, biological process: signal transduction. Bases 1 to 2532 code for a protein of 843 amino acids. The transcript is spliced from 5 exons. Lineage: Eukaryota; Fungi; Ascomycota; Sordariomycetes; Glomerellales; Glomerellaceae. The record is from RefSeq and is a predicted model, not a curated record.